AUGAAGGGCGUGUUGCAGGAUCAGCUCGUUCACCAGUGCUUGGAUGUUGUACUAGAAUCACUGAAGUUGGCUGCUCGGCUGGACAUCAUGAUGUCAGAUCUGAUCGGACACAAACACUAUUGCUUCACUCCAAUUGCUAGUUACAUCGCUGAUACCCCGGAAGCGAUGAUGCUGGCAUAUGUUGGUGGAAAGACAUCACCAGUGACUAUGGCCAUGUACAAGCAGUUUGGGGAUGCCUUUCAACAUGAACCCAGGACCAAAUCAACAACUCUUGCACAGCUGGACAUUGUGCACUCAUGCGCUGACCCACAUAACCUUGAGGCAUUCUCCCAUGAAGCGCAGAAGUUCCACCUGAAUGGUGUUGAGAAACCAUUCUGGAGUGACUGGCCACUAGCCAAACCAUCCCGUUUCUUCACACCUGAAUCACUGCACCACCUUCACAAGCAGUUUUACAACCAUGACAUCCAAUGGAUUACCAGCACUGUAGGAGAUUCCGAAUUAGAUUUUCGGUUCUCAAUUUUACAGCCCACUACUGGUUACCGGCAUUUUCACAGAGGCAUAUUGAAGCUCAAACAACAUGGAUGCAAUGCCUCCUGGUAUUAUGAUUCUGUACGUGCACUCAUGCACUUCCGUUACCUUGUGCAGUCACCACACAUUUACAACAAUGAUCUUGCCCACAUCUCGGCUGCAUUGGACGAGUUCCAUGUGAGUAAGCAUGCAAUCAUCACCGCUGGCAUUCACUGGGGGAAAGGCAAUACGGCCAUCAACAACUGGCACAUACCCAAGCUCGAGCUAAUGCAGAACAUUGUUCCUAGCAUCCAUAGAUCUGGCAUUAUAGGACAGUGGUCUGCUGAUGCCACCGAACAUGUGCACAUCACAGAGGUCAAAGACCCUGCAAGAUCGACCAACAACAAUAAUUAUGAUCCGCAAAUAUGUCGUUUUCUUGACCGCACUGAUAAGUGCAAUAGGCUUGAUCUUGCCACCAGUCUUUUGGACCACAAGGUGAGCGUCAAGGAUCUGGAGGUUGUCCAAGAGGAACACAAAGAUGAUGACAUCUACAUUGACGCGGAUGCGGACGCAGACAUUGUCCUGUGGAUUCUCUGUCCAAGACUCAACAACCUGCACGAGGAAGUAGAAUCAAUACCUGUCCCACUACACUCUUUCAUUGUUGGCUGCACUGCCCUCCAUCUCGCAUAUGAUCCUUCCAUUAGGAAUAUUAGCGUCAAUGAAACCGCCGUCAUGUUCAACUUACCAGACCUUCACCAAGCUCUCGCUGAUUUUCUUCACCAUGAGGUGACAUCUGGACACCAUGUUCAUGCGAUUGGUGGUCCUAGAAGAGCUGGACCCGAUGCUGAACUUCCAUUUGUUAAGCUUCAGGCCGCUCCCAAAAUCACACCGUGA
This is a messenger RNA of Suillus clintonianus, 1401 nucleotides long. RefSeq lists its product as uncharacterized. The record is from RefSeq and is a predicted model, not a curated record. The coding region runs from base 1 to 1401 and encodes 466 amino acids. NCBI's taxonomy places the organism in Eukaryota, Fungi, Basidiomycota, Agaricomycetes, Boletales, Suillaceae. The transcript has 3 exons.